Molecule: messenger RNA, 4887 nt
Organism: Psammomys obesus (fat sand rat)
Lineage: Eukaryota; Metazoa; Chordata; Mammalia; Rodentia; Muridae
Gene: Slamf7
Product: SLAM family member 7
Exons: 7
Coding region: 155-1159 (334 amino acids)
Biological process (GO): T cell activation
Cellular component (GO): external side of plasma membrane
Source: RefSeq, a predicted model, not a curated record
CUUUUUCCUUCUGAGAGCCUUAUAAAAGGUGACAUAAAAGAUGAGUCAUUCUAACCUGACUCCUCCUCCUUUAUUUAAAUUUCCAGCUGAGGACUAGAGAAGAUGCCUUAGAGUGAGUUUUGUUCACUUUACUGACUGACGACCUGAAAAGGAUAUGGCUGGUUUCUCAGUGUGCGUCAUCUUUACCUCUGUCCUCUGUCAGCUCACAGCAACAGCAGCUUCUGGAACACUGAAAGAGGUGGUUGGUGCCCUUGGUGGAUCUGUGACCUUCACUGUGAAUAUCACUGAAAAAGAGGUCGACCAAAUCAUAUGGACCUUCAAGACGUUGUUUCUUGCCAUCAAAACUAAGGACAAGGUCAUAAUGUCAGAAAAUGAGAGAAAAAGGAUAGUCAUUCCAGAUGGAAGCUACUCCAUGACUCUCAGACAGUUGAGGAAGAAUGACUCAGGUGUCUACCGUGUGGAAAUUCACAUUCCAUCACUUCAGUCUCCCUUCACCCAGGAGUAUCAGCUACAUGUCUAUGAGUAUCUGUCAAAGCCCAGCAUCACCAUGGAUGGGCAAGACAACAAGAAUGGCACCUGCAGAAUCAACCUGACAUGUUCUACAGAACAGGGAGGAGAGAAUGUGACUUACAGCUGGAGAACCGUGGGGCAGGCAGUCGAUGAGUUUCAUGAUGGUGCCAACCUCCCAAUCUCCUGGAGCUUGGGGGAGAAAGACAAGACCUUAAUCUGUGUGGCCAGGAAUCCCAUCAGCAACAGUUCCUCGGUCCCCACCCUUGCCCGGAAUCACUGCAAAGAUGCUACCAAGGAUCAAAAUUUACCCAAGGUCUUCAUCUGCGUCAUGCCGGUGUCCAUCCUGCUCAUUGUCUUUCCAGGGAUUAUUUUUAUUGCUAUGCGGAGAAUGAAAGAAAAUGGUAAAGCAUGCUGUGGGGAAGACACGAAGAGAGUGGACAGCCACCAGGAAAACCCCAACUUCUGCCCUCACACUGAAGAGAAUACAGACUAUGCCACAAUCCCUUAUAUAAGUAAAACAAAUCCGGAAGAAGAUGCAUCAAACACAUUUUAUUCCACUGUGCAGAUCCCCAAAGCGGUGAAGAGUCCAGGCUCCCUGCCUGCAACGCCACACAUGCCAAAGACAUUAAGGUUUGAAAAUGUUAUCUAGAGAGUGCCACUACAUCCCCUCCCUCCAGAAAAAAAAAAAAAAGAAAGAAUUCAGCAUUCUGAGCAAAAAUGCAAAUUUGAGCCAUAGACUGAAUGUAAAUAUUUCCCCACCAGACCUAUGUGUUUGCAUACAGAUGUUGAAGACCAGAUUCAAGGGCUUCAGGGAACAAUGACUCUUGGGUAUUGGGACACAUCCAUUUGCAUUACAUUCUGACAAAGAAUCUAGCUUUGUUCAUCCAGUAAUGGUGAAUGAGGUUGAAUUCGUGGGUGACAGACUAAUUUGUGUGAUGGAGAAAAUUUCAAGACCGCACAGCACCUAAGAUGCGGCACAGCCAUACUUGCUACGUUUAUCCAUGUUUAGAGUAAGAACUCAAAACAAAGAAAAGGAACUGGAAGGUGUAAAAAGCAUACAAUUUGAUAAGUAGCAUGAACUCUUGACAAGUGGGUAUUUUUUUUUUCCAUUUGUACUGUAAUGGUUAAAGAGAUGAGCUCCUGUAAAGAGUAACCCCAGACUUUGUGCUAGGACAAUGGAAAUGGGGCUCUGAGAGCGAGCCCCUACCUUUCAAAAACUUCAAGGUAUGAACUGAACACCCCACCUGAGCAGCUCGCAUUUAAAAGGAAGAGUGGCUGAACACAGAGUGUCCCGCCUGGAACAGCGUUUCUCCAGAGUCAGCUGCACAGCUUCUCAGAGGCUGCUGAACUCCUGACCUGAGGGGGUGUGGCUCUCUCCUGAGGUGGCAGCAGAACAUGGCAACAUUCACAGGCUGAGGGCUUUGCAGACAUGGCAGAAUGCAGAAGCUGGGGAGCCACUGAGGCUCCCACCAAGCCCCAGAGGACGAAAGCCAGGCGAGGUAUAUCGAGGUUGGCCUUUCUGAGUGGAACUGCUGUGUGAGCCUGUAUGAAGCUGUGAAGGCAAAGUUCGUAAGUCACAGUACAGACUCCAGGAUACUGGAGCUGCCAGGAACAUGGAGCAUCUACUGAGAGAAGCUUAAGGCACUGAAUACACCCACAGAAGAGGCUAUGGGUGCUUUAGUAGCAAGGUCAUGGAAACAGGCCUCCUCAGAUCCCCUAGGGCACACAUGAUGACACCAUGUAUCCAGGAUGCCAGGUAUAAAGGUUCCGGGUCUCUCAUUCCUCCCUUUUGGAAUGCGAGUGUUUCCUCCGCCAUUGUACAUGAAAGUAUGUAAGUUUUUCUUUUAUCUCAUAGGAGCUCACAGCUCAGGGUUUGCCUUACAUCUCAUAAAAGACAUUGGACAUUGGACUGUUAUGGCUGAGGACUCUUGGAGUUAGAUGGAAUGCAUUUCGCAGUGUUCGAUGACCGUGAGCCUAUGCGAGCCACGGCACGAAUGUUACAGAUUGAGUCCAAAGCGUGCUUUACAGACAGGGUCCUGUCUUUGAAUGCUUGGUGUUCAGUUUGGACAGUCAAUAGUGUUAUUUAGGAGUGCUGCAGAAGAGAGGUCCUGCCUGGAGAUGGUGGGCAACAUUCACUUCCGGCUCUGGGCUGGGCCUUCUGCUUCUACCUCAUGCAGAGUCCUGCCCACUGUGAUGUGGGGACGCAGCCACCACAAACUUUCUCCAACACAGACCAUGCCCCUGAGGACACCAUGCCUUCUGAUGAGGAUGGAUUGUUAUAUCUAGAAUCGAAAAUCAAAAUAAGCCUCGUCCCCUAUAAGUUGCUUCUGCUGCUUGUUUUAGCACCGAAACCUACUUCCAGGAUAAGCUCCUUUGGGCUCUGAGGUUCAUUGGCUGCUGAGAACGCCCCUCAAACUCAGAAUCUGUAUUCCUUUCUGCAGAUGAGACCGAAUUUGUCAGUUAGUCCUGAGAAAAAGGCUGAGAGAUGCCUUGGCACGUAAGUACGUAUUAAUUAAGGUCCUGGGGCAAGAUCUCAAGUCCUAUCCUAUUCCAGAACUUCAGAUCAGGACUAUCCCCAAAAGACUGAUUGCUGGAGCAGACAGAUGUAGCCAGCACAAGCAAGUUUACCUGUCCAAAAUAAAUGUAUUAAUUUAUUAAUGAAAUCACCAGCUGUGUGGCAGAUACUGUGUUACACUUGUGUGGGUUAUCUCAGCACACUCUGCUCCUGCUUGACACCUCAUGAACUGCCUUAUAGGGAGCCACAAAAACAGUGGCUACAGAGUCCCACAGGCCCCUUGUGGGUAUGCAGGUACCAGAGGCCAAAAUGGACAAGGACAGAAAAUCCAACUAAACACCUAUGCUUUGCUGGUACCAUCCAUGGACACUCAAAGCCUUUCGUAAAGCACAAGGACCCCUAACCUCUACUUCACCUAUGCUUACAUACUCCGAGGGAAAAGUGUAAUCCCUAGGCCUAGAGGGGAGCACAUCUUUUUCAACAGAGAAAUAGCCUGAAUACACAAUUUGGAUCUAGACCGAGCCCUAGAGUCAGGGAUAGAGUCUGGGGUUUGGUGGCUGGAAAGCCCUCACAGCUGUUUAACUUUUUCAAGGCGUAUUUAUUGAGAACAUUUGCCAGGUCAGUCUUCUAGGUAAAACAGACAUAUCCCCUGCCCAUGGAGCUCAUUUUCCUUUUCAGUGUUGUGUAAGAGGCAUGGGAACACGCGCAGCAGGUGCGUGUGUGUUUGUGUGCAUGUGUGUCGGUGUGUGUGCACGAACACGUCCUUGUGCGCAUUUGACGUGGUCCCAGAACGAGAAAUUACAUGUCUUAAACGAGAGUACUGAAACAGAACUGGGAUCCAGGGCUGAAGGGUAUGAAAUCAAGUAGACAAAUACAUGUUUUAAAAAGAAGAAAUAUGUUUCUAAAAAGAAGAAGUGUCUGGUAUAAGGGGACACUCCUAAAUACAAGCUGGAUGGGAAAACAGAAAUAAAACUACGGAAAAAGGGAAGAGGAAACCAAGAAAAUGGCCUGAAGCAGAAUUGAGGGGAAAUAAAAGCAAAAAACAGAAUGCAUAAUUUGCCCUAAUACGUGGCAAAUCUGUCUGGCCAGCCUCUGCCCAGAGCUGUGUAAGCAUCUGCCCGAGGCACAGAUGUAAAUGCUAUACAUUACUGUUGUUCUUAUUACUCUAACUCUAUUAAUAAGUAAGAUAUUAUUCGAAUAAGAUCAGCAUGUGUUAAGGAACUGCUCCCCCAAAGUCUCACAAAGUUGAGAGGAAGGGCACAAAACAGCACAUAGAGGAGAUUACUAUUUACAGUGUGUGCAGCUAGAACAAGUGGGCCUUCAAAUUUGUCCAGGUAAAAAUAAUUCUCUGAUUUUAUUUCAGUAUCUCUCAUAAUAAAAAGACACCGAGGAAUUUACAAACAAAAAUAUGCCUUAUGCUGCUAUUUGCAAUAGGCAAGUUCCGGAAGCUACCUAAGACCGAGACAACAGAAAGGUUAACCGAGCACAGACUAUAAGAACCCAGGCUAGGAUGCCAGCCAGGUGGCUCAGCAGUGAAGAGCGCCGGCUGGUUUUCCAAAGGGCUCAGGUUUAAUUCCCAGCACUGCCAAGGUGGCUCAAAACCAUCUGUAACUCCAGUUCCGGGGCAUCUGAUACCCACUUCUGGCUUGCAUGCGUACCAUGCACAUGGUACACAGAUACACACGCUGAUCAAAUAUCUAUACAUAUAAAAUAAUGGAAUUAAGUUAAAUUUUGAAAAGACAUGUUAGAUAGCCAGGUGGAGGGGGGAGGGGGGGAGGUAUACUCUAUAAUCCCAGAAUUUGGAAGAGUAGCCACAAGUUUGAGGCCAGACUACAUAGUAAGUUUCAAACCAGCAUGGGCUA